Messenger RNA from Pelodiscus sinensis (Chinese soft-shelled turtle), 1168 nucleotides. The record is from RefSeq and is a predicted model, not a curated record. NCBI's taxonomy places the organism in Eukaryota, Metazoa, Chordata, Testudines, Trionychidae.
CACUGCCAGCCUCUCUCUGUCCUCUGGUCAGCAGUGGGUGCGGACUGGCCUCGGUGGCCUCCUCCGAACGGAGCGGUAGGGAGCAGCACAGCAAUGAGCCGGCGGGCGGCGGGCGGCUCCUGGAAGCUGUCCGUCUGUCCCUGGCGGCACAGCAGAGGCGAGCUGAGAUGGGGAGCUCAGAGCUGGAAAAGGUGGUGGAUUCCUUCUCGGACAUGGGAUUCAGUAAUGCUCAGAUAGUGCAGCUGUUCGGGUUGCAGCCCAAGCUGGCUCCGGUGGUUUCUGAGCUCCUCCUCCUGGGCCUGGAUGCGGACUCCACGCUGAAGGCCUUGCAGAAGAGCCCUGACGUGCUGCGGAUGACAGCCCUGCAGCUGAGGCGCCGCGCAGACUCCCUGCGGAAGCUGGGCCUUGGAGAAGGGACCCUGCAGCGAGUGGUGAGCCGCUGCCCCGGUAUCUUCACUUUGCCCUGGAAGAAAAUAGCCGCUGUGGUGCGGGUGCUCAGGGAGAAGUGUCUUUUCACUGUGGAUCAGGUGGUGGAGAUUCUGCAUCGCUGCCCCAGCGUCUUGCUGGAGGAACCAGCGGACCUGGAGUACAAAUUCCAGUAUGUGUACUUCAGAAUGGGAGUAAAGCACAAAGCACUGGUGAAAUCUGGUCUCUUCCAAACCCCAGUGGCUGAGGUCAAGAACCGGCACAUCUUCUUGGAGCGCCUGGGACUUUAUCAAACCCCUGACAAGAAAGGCCAGACCCAGAUUGUCAACCCCAAACUGAAGGAGAUCAUCCGAGCCUCGGAAGGGGACUUCCUGGCCAAGAUAGCUCACUCCUCGCUGGAAGAGUUCGAGGUGUUUAAGAAGCUGCUGGCUCGAGAGGAGGUGGAUCUGGAUCCAGCGUCUGAAGAGAGAGACUCCGUCAGUGACGGGGAAGGAGAAGGAUCUGACAGCGAGGAAGGAGACUGAACUCCUGCCCCCGAGCGUCAGUAAAAGAGUCAUUGGGGGAACCAGCUGCUGGGGCAGCCACAUACCUUGGGUGCUCCUGGCAUUCCCCUGUGCUUAAUGGUGUCACCGCGACACCACUUGUCUGGAGCAUUCACUGCACACAGGUAACCUGGGCGCCGAGGCCUGUUCUGGGCGGCUGUGUAAACCCAAUAAAGCGAGUGCCUGUCUGUGUCACUGGG